AUGCACCACUCGUUUUUUCUCCCCAAUUCCUCCCUCUACACUGGCCCGCACGGGGAGCCCCCGCUGUCACGCACAGGCUUCGUGAUCCUCUCCGUGGUGAUGGCCCUUUUCACCGGGCCGGCCAUCGUUCUCAACGCUACAGUGAUCAUUGUGUCCCUCAUGCACAAGCAGCUGAGGCAACCGCUCAACUACGCUCUGGUGAACAUGGCUGUGGCAGACCUGGGCACGGCCAUGACCGGGGGGGUUCUGUCUGUAAUCAACAACGCCCAGGGGUACUUCUCCUUUGGAAGAACAGGCUGCGUGAUGGAGGGCUUCGCCGUGUCCUUGUUUGGCAUUACAUCAUUGUGCACCGUCGCCCUGAUCGCCGUGGAGAGGAUGUUUGUCAUAUGUAAACCUUUGGGGCAGAUGACCUUUCAAAAGAAGCACGCAUGCAGGGGCAUCACGUUGGCCUGGCUGUGGUCCCUAAUGUGGAACGUACCCCCGCUUCUGGGCUGGGGCAGGUACGAGCUGGAGGGCGUGGGGACGUCCUGCGCCCCGGACUGGCACAGUGGAGAACCUCACCAUGUGUCCUACAUCCUGGUUUAUUUCGCCGUUUGCUUUGCUCUUCCUUUCGCCAUCAUCUUGAUGUCCUACUCUAAAUUAUUGUGGACGUUGCAUCAGGUAUCAAAGUUGGCCUGCUUGGAAGGCGGCGCGGUGGCUAAAGCGGAGCUGAGCGUGGCGUCCAUGGUCAUCAUCAUGGUCCUGACCUUCUUAAUAAGCUGGAUGCCUUAUGCUGGCCUGUCCAUGCUGGUGGUCUACAACCCGAAAGUAGAGAUAAACCCACUGGUGGCAACAGUGCCCGUUUACUUGGCCAAGAGCAGCACCGUGUACAAUCCUAUCAUCUACAUCUACUGUAACAGACAGUUCCGUAAGUACGCAGUGCCUUUCCUCCUGUGUGGCAAGAUGCUGUGGGUGGAAGAUGAGGCAGCAGAGGCGACCACCACGGUGGAGAUGGCAAGCAACACCGUAUCACCAGCCUGA
Messenger RNA from Syngnathus typhle (broad-nosed pipefish), 1020 nucleotides. Its product is annotated as parapinopsin-like. Bases 1 to 1020 code for a protein of 339 amino acids. Gene Ontology annotation, molecular function: G protein-coupled receptor activity. Lineage: Eukaryota; Metazoa; Chordata; Actinopteri; Syngnathiformes; Syngnathidae. The transcript is spliced from 4 exons. The record is from RefSeq and is a predicted model, not a curated record. Gene Ontology annotation, cellular component: photoreceptor outer segment; membrane. Gene Ontology annotation, biological process: visual perception; G protein-coupled receptor signaling pathway.